Perkinsus marinus ATCC 50983 is the source of this 747-nucleotide messenger RNA. RefSeq names its product gag/pol/env polyprotein, putative. The record is from RefSeq and is a predicted model, not a curated record. NCBI's taxonomy places the organism in Eukaryota, Perkinsozoa, Perkinsida, Perkinsidae. Gene Ontology annotation, biological process: DNA integration. Bases 1 to 747 code for a protein of 248 amino acids. Gene Ontology annotation, molecular function: nucleic acid binding. The transcript has a single exon.
AUGUUGAUCAAGGAUCGCUUCGGCUUUAGAUACUUCCUUGUAAUGGUUGAUGCCCUUUCCAGCUUCUCUUGGCUGGUCCCGCUGAAGACUCUAGAAGCUCGUGAGCUUUGUAGGGCUGUAGCCGGCGUUUGUGAACGUAUCGGUUGGUGUCGCUUUUUCAAGAAUGACAAUGGUAGUGGUUUUAUUUCUCGUAUUUUCCGGUCCCUACUUGCUGGUCAAGGUGUGACUUGGAUAGGAGUUCCUCGACAUUCUCCAUUGUCGAAUGGUAAAGCCGAACGAUGCAUUGGCUCAGUAAAGGCUAAGUUUGCUACUAUGAGUCGUGCUGAGAAGCGCGAGUGGUCUGUUCAUUUGGCCUAUGUCAACAAAUGUGUUAACUUGGUGCCUUUGGACAAUGGCUUGACGGCUUUUGAGACUUUCUUCCAACGUCCCUACUCUAGCAUUCUUGGUCGUAAGGUUGCAGCCGUUAAUGACUUGGUUGUCGCCAAGAAUAUGUCUCUGGAGGACACUAAAGGUCGUGGCCAACUGAAGUCUUUCCAAGUUGGAAACUAUGUUCGUCGCUGCAACCCUGCUGUCAACGACCGUGUACGCUACAAGGUUGUGAAGGUUUACAAUCGUAGUGUUGAUUUACAGCGUGACGAUGAUCCCAAUGCUAACAUUGUUCGUGAGCAUGUGAGAAAUAUGAUAUUUCAAAUAUCGUUGCUGCCAAUGAGGACGAUAGUUGAUAAUCAACUGGGGGAGGUGUGGUGA